This is a messenger RNA of Tetrahymena thermophila SB210, 402 nucleotides long. Its product is annotated as acyl carrier protein. Gene Ontology annotation, molecular function: acyl carrier activity; acyl binding. NCBI's taxonomy places the organism in Eukaryota, Ciliophora, Oligohymenophorea, Hymenostomatida, Tetrahymenidae. Gene Ontology annotation, cellular component: mitochondrion. The record is from RefSeq and is a predicted model, not a curated record. Gene Ontology annotation, biological process: fatty acid biosynthetic process. The transcript has a single exon.
AUGUUCGGACUUACCAAGAAUUUAUUAAAGUUUGCUUAAUAAGCAAAUAAGAUGAAUAGCAUAUUAAAUAAGACUAACACUCUCUAAUGGGCAAGCGUUUAUAAUUAUGCUCCUCAAAAGGUUGUUUUAAGAAAUGAAAAAAGCGGAUAUUAUGCCAAUCCUGAUGAUGUUGCUAGAAGAUUGAUUAGAUUAAUUUCUUUACACGAUAAAGUUCAAAACCCAAGCGCAAUUACAUUAAAAUCUACUUGGAGUGAAAUUGGUGUUGAUCCUUUAAGCUAUGUUGAAAUCAUGCUUGAAGCAGAAAACGAAUUUUACAUUGAAUUAGCUGAUGAAGACCUCGAAAGAUUCAGAACAGUAGAAGAUGCUGUUGAAUUCAUUGCUCGCAACUUCUUCACAAAUUGA